Messenger RNA from Rotaria sp. Silwood2, 4314 nucleotides. NCBI's taxonomy places the organism in Eukaryota, Metazoa, Rotifera, Eurotatoria, Philodinida, Philodinidae. The record is from the annotation of a GenBank genome assembly.
AUGGUUUUUGAAAAUUUAGUCGCUUAUUUACUUGAUAAAUAUUUGAGCGAUUAUAUCGAAAAUUUAGAUACAAAAAAGCUUAAAGUUGAUUUAUGGAGUGGCAAUGUGGUUUUGGAAAAUCUCUAUCUAAAACCAAAUGCAUUAGCUGAUUUAAAUCUUCCUGUUACUAUAUCAUUGGGUUAUCUUGAAAAACUAACGCUUCAAGUUCCAUGGAAAAAUAUAUAUACACAGUCAACAAAAGCAACAAUUGAUGGACUUUUUUUAUUAGUUGUACCAAAAACUGAAGUCGAAUAUGAUGCUAAACGUGAUGAAAAAGAACAACAUGAAGCAAAAAUGAAAGAAGUUUAUCAUAUAGAAGAACUUCGUAAAGAACAAGAAGCUCAAAAAAAUGCCAAAUCAUCUGAUAAAAAUAAUGAUACAUUUGCUGAACGUAUGCAAUUACAAGUUAUACGAAAUUUAGAAUUAUCUAUUCGAAAUAUUCAUGUUGUGUAUGAAGAUAAAUCAACAAAACCUAAUCAUCCAUUUGCUUUUGGAUUUACACUUAAUUAUAUUACAUUACAUACAACAACUCCAGAUUGGAAACCAACUAUACUUAAAGAAGAUACGCCAUUAAUUCAUAAACUUGGUGAUUUAAGUGCUUUAUCAAUUUAUUGGAAUACCGACGCUCAAUCACGAUCUGGAUUAUCAAGAGAUGAAGCUCUUAAAAAUCUAAGACAAAGAAUAGCAGUUAAUAAUCAACAAACACCAACUGAUAUAUCAUAUAUACUUCGACCACUAAAUAUCAAAGCAAGGAUCGUAUUGGCAAUGAAACCACGACAAGAAGAAUUUAAACGACCAAUGUUUGAUAUUAAAGUUGAUUUAGAUGAAUUUAGUUUAAAUAUCAAUCGUGAUCAAUAUUCAGAUUUACUCGAUUUACUUGAAUUUCGAGAUUAUCUUAGUAUUCAAACAAAAUAUAUCAAAUAUCAUAUUAACAUUGGUAUACAAGAAAAACCAAGUACUAAAAGAUGGAAAUUUGCAUACGAAGCAAUUGUUAAUGAAGAAAUUCGACCAAGAUUUGAAUGUUAUAAAUGGGAAAAUAUUAAACUACAUUUAGAUCGUUGUAGAGAAUAUCGUUCACUUCAUUUUCAAGAAUUACUUGGAAAAGCAACCGUUGAACAAAAACAACGAGCACAAGAAUUAGAAAAAAACCUUGAUGUGUUUAAUUUAACGUAUAUUCGUCGCAGUGCUGAAAUUGAAGCAAAGAAAAAGAAAGAUCAAGAACCAAAAACUUGGUGGGGAAGUGUAUCGAAUUGGUGGGGUGGAAAUAAACCGCCAGAUAAUCCAGAACUUGAUUUUGAAAAAGUCAUGUCACCAGAAGAAAAGAAGAAAUUAUAUGAUGCUAUUGGUUACGAAGGAGAAGAUACUUCGACAUCAACUUAUCCAGAAGAAUUUAUCGAUAUUGAUUUAGCUAUUCAACUAAAUUUGCUUGAUGUUAAUGUUUGGUCGAAAAUUAAUGAAAAUGAUGCUCAAUUUCGAGUUAUUGCUCGAGCAGCUAUACCUGAUACUAAUUUAGUAUUUAAACGAAGACCAGCAACAUCAGCUAUUGCGGUCUUUGUUGAUUUGGGUUCAUUUCAAGUUUUUGGUAUAGCUACAGAUUUAAAACAAUCUGAUUUUUCCAAUGAUAAUCGUCCUGUACUUGCUCAACCUGUUUCUCGAUCAUUAUCAACAUCUAAUCAACAAAAAUUAUUACAAGUGGAAUUCGAAACAAAUCCAUUAGAUAAAUCAUCUGAUUAUCGUGUUAAAGUUGUUUCACAAUCCCUUGAAAUUAAAUACAAUGCACAAACAAUUAAUAAAUUAGCUGAAUGUUUUGAACAAGAUACUCAACGUAAUCUUCAAGGUGUUAAACAAGCUGCUUAUUCAACAUACACAGAUGUUAAACAUCGUUCUUAUAUAUUAAUGAAACAUAAUGUUGAAAAAAUCAAAGUUUUAGAUAUUGAUAUUGAUCUUCAAUCAUCGUAUUUUCUUUUACCAGAAAAUGGAGUUUAUCGAGAUGGUGCUGCUGCGAUUUGUAUGGAUUUCGGUCAUUUAACAUUAAAACGUAGUACAAAACCAAGUCAGAAUGGAGAACAAGCCACUUCACUUAAAGAAGCAAAAGAUAUUGAAGAAGCUCGCGAAAGAUCUUAUACUCAAUUUAAAUUAAAACUUGAAAAUAUUCAAUUAAUUUAUGCUAAUCAAAAUGAAAGUUGGGAAAAAGCUCGUCAAGAAAAAAAUACAAAUAUACAUUUAAUUAAACCCAUGGAACUUGAUUUAGAUGUUGGUAAAUGUAUUUAUAGUGAUGAUGCUGUUUUACCAGCUUGGAAAGUUGCUGGAAAACUUCCUAGUGUAGAUUUACGUUUAUCCGAUAAACGUUUAUUUCAAAUAAUGACUCAUAUGCAAUCAAUUCCAUUUCCUGAAUCAAAACAUCCAGUCAUUGUUGCACAAUCGAUUGAACCAGAACCGACACUGGUACCAUCGUCUUUGAGUAAUCCUGAACAAACAUUACAAACAAUUGAAGGAAUGACACCAGUGCUAAAAACUAAAGAAAAAGCUGAAGCAGAAGAAAAUAAAGAUAACCAAAUACAAGGUAUAGAUACAAAUGAGAAAAAAAAAGAGUUUGAAGGUCAAUUAACACAAUUAGAAGCAAUAUUUACACUUGAUAAAAUUGCUGUACAUAUUGAUGAAAGCAUGAAGGAAAAUAAUGAAGAAGCACCAUUUCUUCGUUUAACACUUGAAUCAAUUGUUGCUCAAACAAAAAUAAAAACAUUUGAUAUGGAAUUUGAUGCAUCAUUAGCUAAUUUAAUUGUCUAUCAUGAACAAUUUAUUGGUAAAGAUAAUCAACAAUUACGUUUAUUAUCAGCUCAAUUAGAACAAAACCCUAACAAUGAUGAAAAUCAAAAAUUAGUUAGUGUCAAUUUUCUUCAUACAUCACCAGAAAAUCCAUUAUUUUUAACGUCAGAUUACAAUGGAAUUGAAAAUAGAGCUCAUGUUCAUUUUAGUAAACUUGUUGUUACAUUACAAUUAGAAGCACUUUUAUCAAUAUUAAGAUUUCAAGAUUCAUUAAUGAAACAAUUACCACAAGAUACACCAGAAAAUCAAGAGAAAAAGAAACAAGAGGAAGAAAUGAAAAAACAACAAGAACAAAAAAAUACUGAAGAUAAUAAAAAUAUUGAUAAAACAACUGGAAAAGUUGACAUUGAAGAAGCACGUGAAAGAUCUUAUACUCAAUUUAAAUUAAAACUUGAAGAUAUUCAAUUAAUUUAUGCAAACCAAAAUGAAAGUUGGGAAAAAGCUCGUCAAGAAAAAAAUACAAAUAUACAUUUAAUUAAACUAAUGGAACUUGAUUUAGAUGUUGGUAAAUGUAUUUAUAUUGAUGAUGCUGUUUUACCUGCUUGGAAAGUUGCUGGAAAUCUUCCUAACAUAGAUUUACGUUUAUCCGAUAAACGUUUAUUUCAAAUAAUGAAUCAUAUGCAAUCAAUUCCAUUUCCGAAAUCGAAACAUCCAGUCGUUGCUGCACAAUCAAUUGAACCAGAGCCGAUACUUAUACCAUCAUCAUUGAGUAAUCCUGAACAAACAUUAGAAGUAGUCGAAGGAAUGACACCAAUUAGAAAAACUAAAGAAAAAGUCGAAGCAGAAGAAAAUAAAGAUAAACAAAUACAAAAUACUGAUAAAAUUGAGAAAAAAAAUGAAUUUGAAGGUCAAUUAACACAAUUAGAAGCAAAAUUUACACUUGAUAAAAUUAAUGUACAUAUUGAUGAAAGUAUGAAUGAAAAUAAUAAAGAUGCACCAUUUCUUCGUAUAACACUUGAAUCCAUUGUUGCUCAAACAAAAAUAAAAACAUUCGAUAUGGAAUUUGAUGCAUCAUUAGCUAAUUUAAUUCUCUAUCAUGAACAAUUUAUUGGUAAAGAUAAUCAACAAUUACGUUUAUUAUCAGCUCAAUUAGAACAAGACACUUCUAAUAAUCAAAAUAAAAAAUUAGUUUGUGUCAAUUUUCUUCAUACAUCACCAGAAAAUCCAUUAUUUUUAACAUCAAAUUAUGAUGGAAUUGAAAAUAGAGCUCAUGUUCAUUUUAGUAAACUUGUUGUGACAUUACAAUUAGAAGUACUUUUAUCAAUAUUAAGAUUUCAAGACACAUUAAUGAAACAAUUACCACAAGAUACACCAGAAAACCAAGCAAAAAAGAAACAAGAAGAAGAAAUGAAAAAACAACAAGAACAAAAAAAUGCUGAAGAUAAUAAAAAUAUUGAUAAAACUGGAAAAGCUGUACAGAAAAAAGGUAAGCAAUCUACAGCAUCGUGA